AUGGAUCGGGCAACCAACGCGGGCAGUGGCACCCGCCAAUCAAAGCGGUUGCAGCUUGUGCACAGCAGCUCGGGCAGCGACGACGGCAGUGGGAGUGGCAGCGACAGCGAAAUCGAACGCGGCAGCGAAUAUGGCCAAAAACGACAGCCACCAUCACACACACCGCCGUCGCGACAGACACGGCAAGCGUCCGAUCAUCAAACACAGCAGACGCAACACACACCGCAAAAGACGCAAAAAUCACACGAACAGCAGCAGCAGCAGCAGCAGCAGCAGCAACCUCACAAGACCACGUCUUCCGCUGGCGCGCCACACACCCGAGCCAAGGCACCGAAGCACGUCGUAGGCGGCGGCGGUAGCACUGCACGGUUACACCCUCGUGUGCCGUCCUCCAAAGCGCUGCACAAGACGGUGCACCAUCACCAUCACCACGCCGCCUCGACCAAACUGCAGCAGCAGCAGCAACAGCUUCAGCAACUCCAGCAAUUCCAACAAUUUCAGGCACAGCUCCAACAGCAGCAGCAAGCCCAUCAUCGCCGCAGAUCGUCCGCAUCGCCCCCGACGACACCCGCCGACUACGCCGCGCGAUUUCCCUUUGCCACCGCCCCACCUCCGAUUGACCCGACCGCCCAGCACCAGCGGCCCCAGCCGCAGCGCCGUGCUACGGCAACAACUGAGAGCAGCCUGAAACGGAGCGCUAACUCGGCGUCAACGUCCUCGCUGGUGCGUCGCAACAAGUCGGCGUCGAGCCUUCUCAAACGCAACCGCUCCCACGCCGACGUCGCGAAACGGACGAGCCACGGAGGCACGCGGUCAACUGCGAGCGCCACCAUCAAGCGCACCAACUCGAACCCGGCUGUGAACAGCGGAUUGCAGCCACUCUCAUCCGCCGGCAAGAAAAAGUCCACCGUCGGCGCCGGCGGAGGCCAGGUGCACUUUGAGAUUGGCAGCCCCGACGCCCAGGACCAGGAAGACGAGUGGGUCGAUGCUGGUUCGUCCAACUUGAGCGGGUCGCGCAAGAACAGCUAUAGACACGAGGAUUCGCCAAAGUCGCACGAGAGUGCGAGCCAGGCAGCACAGGACAAGUCCAAAGAAGAAGACGGCAGUGAAAGCGAAGGUGGGAGCGAGAGUGAGCAGGAGGCAGACGUCAAUCCCACAAAACAGCAGCAGCAGCAACAGCAGCAGCAGCAACAACUCAAGCUGCCCAUAAGAUCUGCCAGUGGAUCGCAACAACAGCAACAGCAGCAGCACACGGCCAAGAACAACCAAGCCGAAGCGCACUCUUCCUCUUCGGCAUCUUCGGUGGCAUCGACUCAUCUCCGAACCAGCUCGUCGACCACUCGUCUUCUUCUCCCCCGCACACCGCCCCGACGCGCGCCACCCCAGAUGUCGACCGAGACCGUUUCGGCAAUGCGUAACAUGCCGUCGUCGUCGCCCGACUCGAGUCCCUCUAGGCGACUGCACCACCGCCACCAGCAGAGCCUACCCGGCGGAAGCGGCGACCGUGACGCCAUGACAUCUCGAUUCAUCACGACAGGAAGCCACGAGGCAGCGGCUGGUACAGCAGGCGGCGAUUCCUACUACACCACGUCAUCGUCCCGGCCCAGUACAGGACGGCAACUUGCCGACGACAGAAAUAACGCCAGCUCCUCAUCGGGCGCGCCAUCCUCCUUAAAUCCAACCGCAUCAAAAUCGCACCCGCGCCGAACACGGUCCAUCGGUGGCGACGCAAUGCAGCAGCAGAAGCAGCAGCUGACAGACGACGAGGACUAUUCGAGCGCCAUCAGUGGAGGUGAUGCACGCAUGCUCGACGGACACGGGCGCCCCACUGCCCCUCCUGCCGAGCUCAGCCGCACCCAGCAAAAGCUCAACCUGGAGCGGGCCAGCUCCAACAUUGAUCGUGGUAGCCGCCAGCACGCUGUACCUGUUGCUGGCUCGCUUGUUGGCGCAGGCGAGUUUGGCAUGCACGAUCCGCGUAUUGGCAAGCUGAUGGAGAGGACUGGUAUGGAGUACUACAUGAUCCGUCGCUACCAGAAUCCCGUCACCCGCAGUCUCGGUCGUCUGACAGACCGCUUGGGCGGCGACAGAAACUGGCGCAUCCCGGCUGCCAAUGGUGGCAUCACCCGUACGUCCACGGGCUUGUCAGAGGCCAACGGACCACCUGCUGCACCCGGUCACAGAGCCACCCACUCGGCUGCUGGCCUCAGCCAAAGCUUCCGGGAACGCGACAUCCGGCGUGGCGUCCUCCAGUCAGCUGCCGCUGCCGCAGCAGCAGCUGGCUCUGGUGCGUACGGCCCAAGCGGCGCCGCGCCACGGUCAGCCAAGCCGUAUAUUCUCAACGGCAAUGGUACCGGCAGCGGCAGUGGAAGCAGUGCUGCCGGCGACCCCGCCCUGCAACAACAACGUCUCAGCGGAGCCAGCCUCGUAGAGGGCGGUGACGAAGACAGCACGGCCUCGAUCCUGCGCAACCUGUGGGACAAGAAUCUGUAUCUCGGCACAAGCCAGGACUAG
Sporothrix schenckii 1099-18 is the source of this 2511-nucleotide messenger RNA. RefSeq lists its product as uncharacterized. Lineage: Eukaryota; Fungi; Ascomycota; Sordariomycetes; Ophiostomatales; Ophiostomataceae. The record is from RefSeq and is a predicted model, not a curated record. The transcript has 2 exons. Gene Ontology annotation, cellular component: fungal-type vacuole membrane; TORC1 complex. Bases 1 to 2511 code for a protein of 836 amino acids.